Molecule: messenger RNA, 759 nt
Organism: Spodoptera litura
Lineage: Eukaryota; Metazoa; Arthropoda; Insecta; Lepidoptera; Noctuidae
Gene: Nup35
Product: nucleoporin 35
Biological process (GO): NLS-bearing protein import into nucleus; nuclear pore organization
Cellular component (GO): nuclear pore central transport channel; nuclear pore nuclear basket; nuclear membrane
Molecular function (GO): nucleic acid binding; phospholipid binding; structural constituent of nuclear pore
Source: RefSeq, a predicted model, not a curated record
AAUUCGUGUUAAUUUUGUUUUUUUCUGUCAAUUGUCAACCAACGGAAGAGCGUAUAGGUUAUUCAAAAAAGUGAUAUUAAUUAUUAGUAACGGCUGUUCUUUAAACAAAGUGAUAAGAUUAUUUUGUAGUUCAUAAAUAUUAACUGAAAAUGGAGCCAAUGACUUUGGGUAGUCCGACUAACUCUCCAUCAAAUAGCCCUAACGUUGCAUAUUUGCCGCCUUUCCUUUUGGGUGAAAUAAAUCCUCCUACGACUCCUCGUACAAACAGCCUGUCCCCGACGAAGGGCAGGAGUUUAGCUUUCGGUUCACCAACAAGUCCUAGUCAAACAUCAACUCCGGACCAGAAAGCUUACCGCCAGAACAUGUCUAUGCACCAGCAGGCACUGUAUAACCAGCAGAACAUGUACCCCAAUGUUCCCACCUCUCCAAACAUUUACCCUAGUAUGCCCACAACGCCUAACUUGUCCUACACAAGCAAACCUAACGGACCACCCAUCGAAGACCUCUUUGACACCAUCAAAAGUAACGAACCUUCCAUGAACAAGUCCCUAUUUCACGACAGUUUAUAUGGGAACAACAAUUCUAUGGUCCAAAAUGGCUAUGGCAAUAUGAACAAUUCAGUAAAUAAUCAGUCGUUAGCCACACCAUGGCAGGAUGGGUGUCAAGAACAUGAUGAGUACUGGGUGACUGUGUUUGGAUUCCCUCCAAAUGCUGCUAAUACUGUGCUGGCGAGGUUCAGCAACUGUGGUGCUAUUUUAG